Eriocheir sinensis (Chinese mitten crab) is the source of this 4047-nucleotide messenger RNA. RefSeq lists its product as uncharacterized. Gene Ontology annotation, biological process: modulation of chemical synaptic transmission; synaptic transmission, glutamatergic; ionotropic glutamate receptor signaling pathway. Bases 207 to 3635 code for a protein of 1142 amino acids. Gene Ontology annotation, cellular component: plasma membrane; postsynaptic membrane. The transcript has 9 exons. Gene Ontology annotation, molecular function: transmitter-gated monoatomic ion channel activity involved in regulation of postsynaptic membrane potential; NMDA glutamate receptor activity. NCBI's taxonomy places the organism in Eukaryota, Metazoa, Arthropoda, Malacostraca, Decapoda, Varunidae. The record is from RefSeq and is a predicted model, not a curated record.
CCCGACUGUACAACGAUCCAAAAAGAUACACAAGAGAUACAAGACAGCAAAUCAAUUAAUAACAUCUCUUGCUGCCCAUAAACCUAUUGACAUUCCAUUCAAAACUUCCAGUCGCAUUUGCAUUGACCACAAAGCUGCUUAAUUUGUCCCAGUCAUCUGCUUAAGACGGCAUCCUCUAAUUUAGACCUGGAUCUCUUUGCAGACGAAUGGAGGUCCCGCUGCUGGCCUUCCUGGUGCCCUUCAGCCCCGAACUGUGGAUCGCCAUCUUCGUGUCCCUCAACAUCACUGCCUUCAGCGUGGCCGUCUACGAGUGGCUGAGCCCUUUUGGCCUCAACCCGUGGGGACGCCAAAGGUCCAAGAACUUCAGCUAUGGCUCGGCGCUCUGGGUCAUCUGGGGGCUGCUCUUCUCACAUCUGGUCGCCUUCAAAGCUCCCAAGUCGUGGCCCAACAAGGUGCUCAUCAACGUGUGGGGCGCCUUCAGCGUCAUCUUCGUCGCCUCCUACACAGCCAACAUCGCUGCUCUCUUCGCCGGCCUCUUCCAGACACGCGACCACCACAACAGAAACGUCAUGUCGCUGCGGGUGGGCGCGUUGCGGGCCAGCUCCGCCGAGUACUACGUGUCCAAGAUCAAGCCGGACCUCUGGGAGCACAUGAAGCCACACCUCGUCAGCGACUUCACCCAAGGCCUCCAGAGACUUCAGGCUGGCACGCUGGAUCUCAUGGUGGGGGACUCGGCCGUGCUGGACUACCUACGAGCCAAUGACCCGGGCUGCACCUUGGCGCGCCACACGGAGGAGGACCUCGUGUCCGACACCUUCGCCAUAUCCAUGGGAAAAGGAUUCCCCCUCAGGGUGAAGAUCAACACCAUCCUGGCGCGGUACCUGGCGUCGGGCCACCUGGACCACCUGAAGCACAAGUGGUACGGUGAGCUGCCAUGCUUCAGCAGGAUCUCGGCGGACCUCUACAAGCCUCAGGCCCUCGAGAUCAGCACGGUGGGCGGCGUGUUCCUCAUGCUCACCCUCGGCAUUGGGGUGGGCAUCUUCCUAUUGUUCCUCGAGCACCUGGUGUACCGCUACGCUCUCCCCACCCUCAGGACCAAGCCCAAGGAGUCCCUCUGGCGGAACAGGAACCUCAUGUUCUUCAGUCAGAAACUGUACAAGUUCAUCAACUGCGUGGAGCUCGUCUCGCCGCACCACUCGGCAAAGGAGCUCGCCAACAGCCUCCGCACCGGCCAGAUAAUGGGGCUCUUCCAGAAGUCUGUUAAGAGGAAGGAGAACGAGCAGAGACGGAGAAGGAAAAGCAAAGCCCAGUUCUUCGAAAUGAUCCAGGAAAUCAGAAGAGUACAAAAAGAGGAGAAAGCUGAGCUGGUCAGCCCUCCGCCGGCCUCAACCACUACCACCACAAUCACCACGGCCACGGGGGACUCCAAGAGGCGGGCGUCUGUACCCCCACAUCCUCCGGAGGUCACGCCCGCGCCCCCGUCACCCUUCUCCUCCACCACCACCACCACCCAGGCGCCCAUCACUAUAGACUACCUCCCGGGUCCAAACCCUCACGAAGAUUCUGAGGGAAUCAUCGUCGUCAACAGCUCGGUGCCUCUGGGUUUAACGGAAGAGCAAGGCGGCAAGAGGGGCGCCGCUGAAGAAGCGGGGCGGGAGGACGACUCAAGCUCAGGGAUACUCAUUCUGAAAGUCAGCGACCCCGAAGAAGUGCUCGAGGCCAACACAUUCAACCAACAGCUGGAGGAGAUUCAGGCGCACAAAAUGCCUGGCGCGGCUGCGGAGUGCGGGGCGUGCACGUGUUCGGUUCAAGAAGACGGUGCCAGCCGCCGGAAAGCCUCUGGAGGCUGCCUAAAUUGUCUCCAGCGCCAGGAUAGCACUAGGGUAGCAAGAAGAGGUCCUGAUGGCACCUGUUACCCCUGCAGUAGCGGGGCGAGCACCAGAGAAAACCCAUUAAGUCCUUACCCCAUCCUGGUGGGGACAGCAAACGGCCUGCGUCACCGCGGCAGCGUGCCCGUUCCUGUCAGCCACCUUCCCUCACCUUCCCUUCGACCAGCCACCGCUCCCUCAACAGCCACACCCUCACCGGGAGUAGUACAGCAGACAGAUGUUCCCGAGAUCUUAGGCUGCGCCACGAGGUCACUGGAAGACCUUGACGCUCGUACGAGAACCUCUCAAGGCGAGAAGAUUUACGAGGGAGUACGGCUGGUGCCUCUUUCACAACAAACCGCCAUUAGAUCAUCUGGCUCCUUGCAGCUGGUGGCGGCGCUCUCUCCAGGUCGGGAAAGGAUCAACUCAGAUCUUCUUCGUCACGUGACCAAGGCCGACCUGUGGCAGCUGUGGCAGGACUCCGAGAAGGAACUCAGAGUCAGGCUGCGCCAAGCAGAAUCACAGCGGGACGAACUCGUCCGCCAGAUGUCCAAGGCGUCACGGGAUCAUCACACAUUGACAGAAGGAUCUAGUGAAGACUGGGAUACCAAAUCUAUGGAGGAUCCGUUAGGGGAGGCCAAAAAGCCCUAUGGAGCCGUGUCGCGGCUAGAUGAGGACGCGGGAGACAAACCAAGGCCGGCGAGAAGAAAGAGCAGGGAGAGACAGGCAGAUGAGAUGAGACAUAAAAACUCAAGGAGAGAUUCUUCUACAACUCCAAGAAAGAAAAAACGGCAAAGGUCCAAAUCACAUGAUUAUCUGGAAACCAGGAGAAGCUCAGAGUCUCUGGAGGAGAAGAAACCUUACCUUAAAUCAGAGGAAAGAGUUACUCCGCGUAAACACUCAAGCAGAAGGAAAAGAGACGUCAGCCAGGAUCGCAGGACAAUGUCAGAGGAAGGUCCAAGUCUCCAGCGACAACGAACUAUAGUACACCGGUCAGUCGAGGGUGCGAUUGACAACACUAGCCUGGUUGAUCCUCCAGGCGAAUACUGCUCCACGCCUCUACCUCUCCUCCGCUCCCUCCACCAGCAAACGAAGAGCGAUGCUGAGAGGAAUUAUGCUUUCCUCCAGUCCCUGACACCAGAGCGGAGGGAUGAAAGGGUGCCUCACGACACGUAUGGUGACCAAAUUCAUCUUAAAACAUUCUGCAGAGAGGUGAAAGGAAGAACCUGUGAAAGUGACGACCAAGUUGAGGAAGAGAGUCGCCUCAAGAAGUCCGAUGACGAGAAACUAUCAAUAAGGCGGCGGCGAGCAGGGCACCACGGGGCCGGCGGGCUCGGGGAGGCCCAGGCACGCAGGCCCCGCGAGAGGCAUCCAUCACGGGAACUUUACGAAGGGCUGCACAAGCGAGAGUCUUCCCUCCAACGAGACCCAAGGCAGUCGCUGCCCAGAAGACCCUACGAUCGGGAAGUCAGGGACCACAGCAGCCCUUACUCUGGAAGUCAUCGGCAUCAGCAGCCACAGCAGCAGCAACAACACAGUGGCCGGAGACACACGACCUAUGACAGUUCGUCAGACCAGGAGGAGACUUACUACUCUGCCACCCCUUCCUUGGAGCCUGGCCCUGCACGGGAGGCCCACGGGAGGCGCCAACCCCCCCAGCACCCCCCUUAUCCGCGAGGUUACGAAGGAAGAAGACCUGGUGACCGGAUGGAGGACCGAAGAAGCAGUGAGAGGAAACCCUUUAGGGAUGUGAGGGAGCCGCCGUGAGCUGCCCUUACCCCCUCGCCCACCCGCCUGGCUCCUCCCCUCAUCACCGCCACACACUCAGCAUCCAUCACAAGCAAGAUCAUCAUCCUUGUUCCGCGCAUCUUUACUCAUCGCCAGUCAUGUUUCUUGUUGAGUGAAGCAGCGAAUAUAACGCACAUGUUUCUUACUACAGUUGUAAUACGCUCAUAGUUUUCGCUCUGACGUCAGCAGCAGCAGCAGCCAUUUUUUGCUAAGCCUUUACUUGUCCAGUUGUAUAUACGUACGGGCGUGAUGGGAAUAUAGUGCGCUUAAUUUGAAUCACUUUGGUUUCGUGCUAUUUAGGCGGCAUUAUUCGUGGUGGCUGAUAUCAACAUGCCUUUACUAUGCAUCGUCACACUUCGUUGACAGCUUUGUGGACACUUAUUCCUUAUGC